AUGAAACACUCGUUUACGUUGACCGCUCUUGCGAGCACUGUAUCAGCCAAAUAUUGGGGCCCUUACCACAGCCCUACCUACUCAAAUGCUUCCUUAUCCUUCGAUGCAACCAUCAGCGUCAAUGCCGAGCAGCGCUAUCAAACCAUGAUUGGCGGUGGAUGCUCAGGUGCAUUCGGCGCGGCCUGUACUACCAACACUCUCUCGGCAGCCGACCAGGAUACGGUCGUCAGGACACUUUUCGACGAAAACAUCGGUGCUUUGUCCAUACUCCGCAACCUAAUUGGAUCUUCUCCCGGCGCGACCAUACUUCCUACCUGUCCCGCUACUCCCGCCGGCCCAUUCAACUAUACCUUCCCUGGCAACAACGACAGCUGUCAGUUGACUUUGGCUCAAAAUGCGCUCAGGUAUAACCCGGAUCUCUAUCUGUACGCAGAUGCUUGGUCGGCUCCAGGCUGCUUCAAGACGACUGGGCAGGAAGCUGGCGGUGGUUUCAUCUGUGGUGUCAGACGCUCGAACUGUACCUAUGACUGGCGUGAGGCCUAUGCCAACUACCUGAUCGAAUACGUUAAGCUUUAUCAACAACGUGGCAUCAAGGUUUCUCUGUUGGGUGCCUACAACGAACCCGACUUCAACCCCGUCACCUACUCUGCGAUGUUGUCUGAUGGUUACCAGGCCUAUGACUUCCUGAGCAUCUUGUACCCGAUGGUCAAGAAGGCUUUCCCCAGCCUGGCUGUGUCCUGCUGUGACUCAACCGGUGCUCGCCAACAGCGUGACCUUCUGUACGAACUUGGCCGCCUUGGUGGAAAGACUCUUUUCGAUGUCAACACGUAUCACAACUACCAGUCCGAUAUCAAGAGACCUUUUGACGAUCUUCUUGCCGGACAACCUACCAUCGAGACUGAAUGGAGUGAUGGUGGCAAUACCUGGACCAGGACCUGGGAUGUUACAGGAAACAACUUCGAGGGCUUCCAAUGGGCUAUCUACAUGCAUAAUGCAUUCCGUAAUGGAGUGAGUGGCUGGAAUCACUGGUGGUGUUCUUGGACUGGGCCUACAGAUGCCGCCCUUGUCCAGGUCAAUGGCACCGGUUAUGAAGUCUCCGCUCGCCUGUGGGCUUUUGCUGGUUACUUCCGUUUCGCACGCCCUGGUGCUGUGCGCUUGUUCACCGAUAGCAGUGUUGAAGAGGUCUAUGUCACUGCAUGGCAGAACAAGAACGGCACCAUUGCCAUUCCUGUCAUCAACGCUGCGCAUUACACAUACACGUUGGACGUACAGCUGUCCGCCACAAAUGUGUCCAUAGCGACCGCGUACUUGACUGACAACGAACACAACGUUACCCAGGCUGAGCAGUUCACCUUCGAAGGAGGCAGGUUCACUGCUCAGAUCGAGCCCAGGGCCAUGAAGACAUUCUUCCUGGAAGAGGCAGCUUAG
Aureobasidium melanogenum CBS 110374 is the source of this 1428-nucleotide messenger RNA. Its product is annotated as glycoside hydrolase. The transcript has a single exon. Gene Ontology annotation, molecular function: glucosylceramidase activity. Lineage: Eukaryota; Fungi; Ascomycota; Dothideomycetes; Dothideales; Saccotheciaceae. Bases 1 to 1428 code for a protein of 475 amino acids. The record is from RefSeq and is a predicted model, not a curated record. Gene Ontology annotation, biological process: sphingolipid metabolic process.